Pochonia chlamydosporia 170 is the source of this 351-nucleotide messenger RNA. RefSeq lists its product as hypothetical. The transcript has a single exon. Gene Ontology annotation, molecular function: serine-type peptidase activity. Gene Ontology annotation, cellular component: mitochondrial inner membrane peptidase complex. Lineage: Eukaryota; Fungi; Ascomycota; Sordariomycetes; Hypocreales; Clavicipitaceae. The coding region runs from base 1 to 351 and encodes 116 amino acids. Gene Ontology annotation, biological process: mitochondrial respiratory chain complex assembly. The record is from RefSeq and is a predicted model, not a curated record.
AUGGGAUUUGACCACCUGGUCUUGAGGAGGAAUCUGUCGCUGGAAAUCGAACGGCUAACUUUUUUUUACAGAAGUCCAUUUCAUCCGGAGGUCAUUGCUGUGAAGAGAGUGGUUGCUGUUGAAGGAGAUGUGGUCAGGACUCAAAAGCCGUAUCCGGUACCAACCGUCAAGAUACCGCAGGGCCAUGUUUGGGUCGUGGGAGAUGGGCCGCCUGGCUCGAGCUUGGAUAGUAAUACGUAUGGACCUGUGUCGAAGAGGCUGUUGACAGGGAGAGUCACGCACAUUGUUUAUCCGUUCAGGAAGUUUGGGCAGGUGAAGUGGUGGGAGCAUGAGAGGAAGUUGGUGGAAUGA